GUUAUUAAUAAGUUUCAGAAUUUCAGUGUUUUUAUUUAUUUAUUACUUUUUAAUGUAUUGUUUGCGCGUGAACGUAGAUCUGAUACCGUUAAUUGCUCACUUUUACCCGUACGGUCAAAAGGAAAUGGCCCGACAUGUCGGCCAACCGGCAUAAAUAAAAUUCAUAUAAAUACCUGCUGGCCACCGGAAAACUGCCUGAUGAACUUUGAUUAACUGAGAAAGAUGCAAGCUUGCGGUAAAGGGACACUUGGGAGGAAAUUACAUUUUCACCAGCGGAGCAUAACAAGCAUAACCGAAUCAGCCACAAAACAACACCACGUCAGACUCCUCCAACUCAACCAAAAACUUGCAGCUCUGACGCGCUCAGCUCGCUACGAUGACGCCCUCCAUCUGUUCGACAAAAUUCUUAAAUCAUAUCAACAUCUUAAACCCGACCACUACACCCUCUCCACGGUCAUCACUGCCUGCGCAAAUGCCCGGAAUGUUUCUUUUGGCAACCAGCUUCAUGCUUAUGCCACACGGACUGGCCUCAUCGUGGCAUCUCAUCAUGUUGCAAACACGCUCCUUUCGCUCUAUGCAAAAGCACGUGAUUUAGUUUCGGUGAAGCAGGUUUUCAGUGACAUCCAUGACCCUGAUUUUUAUUCCUGGACGACGCUGUUGUCUGCUUGUGUGAAGCAUGGGGAUGUGGGUUUUGCUUGCGAGUUGUUCGAUAAAAUUCCGAAGAGGGAUGUGGCAAUCUGGAAUGCGAUGAUUACUGGAUGUAUGGAAAACGGCCACGAGGACAUUGGAGUUGGCUUAUUUAGAGAGAUGCAUCGUUUGGGUGUUAUACAUGACAAUUAUAGUUAUGCUAGUGUUUUGAGCGAGUGCUUCGUGGACUUAAUCGAUUUUGGGAGGCAAGUGCAUUCGUUGGUGAUCAAAACUGGGUCCUUCGUUAGACCGUCUGUGGUCAAUGCUUUGCUCACCAUGUAUUUUAACUGUCAUAAUGUUGUUGAUGCAUAUACGGCAUUUGACGAAGCGGUAAAUUAUGUGUAUGAUCAGAUCACCUAUAAUGUGAUGAUUGAUGGUUUGGUGAGUUUGGGAAGAGCUGAAGAGGCGUUUGAAUUAUUCAUAGAAAUGCUAGAAACUUAUAUGAAGCCUACGGAUCUGACUUUUGUGAGUCUCAUGAGCUCUUGCUUGGAUGCAAGCGUUGGGUAUCAAGUUCAUGCCCUGUCUGUUAAGAUGGGCUUUGAAGCUUAUACUUCUGUUGGCAAUGCAAUGAUCACCAUGUAUUCAAAUUUUGCGGAUUUGCGUGCUGCUUACACGGUGUUUGGGAGUUUGGAAGCAAAAGAUCUUGUCUCAUGGAAUACUAUGAUAUCAAGCUAUGCUCAAAUGAAUUUAGGUAGAUCAGCAAUCUUGGCCUAUGCAGAAAUGCAGAGGAUAGGCAUUGAACCAGACGAGUUCACUUUUGGAAGUUUGCUGACAAGUUCAGAGUUUGUAGUGGUUGUGGAGAUGAUUCAAAGUCUUGCAAUAAAAAAUGGGCUUAUCUCAAAAAUUUAUGUUUCUAAUGCAUUGGUUUCGGCAUAUUCCCAGCAGGGGUUGAUGAAUGAGGCAUACCAAAUAUUUCACGUGUCUCCGAAGAAUUUGAUCUCUUGGAACACUGUUAUUUCUGGAUUAUUGUUAAAUGGGCUGCCAACGAAAGGCUUUGAGCAAUUUUCCAACCUGCUAAACUCGGGACUCAGGCCAAAUGCAUAUACUUUCAGUAUUGUACUAAGCAUUUGUGCGUCGAUUUCAGCCUUACAACAAGGAAAACAGAUUCAUAAUUACAUUUUAAGGAAGGGGUUUUCCUCUAUUGCAUCAUUAGGUAAUGCUCUUAUGACUAUGUAUGCUAAAUGUGGGGCUUUAGAUUGGUCUUCGCGGAUAUUCAAUUUGAUGAAUGAAAGAGAUGUAAUCUCUUGGAAUGGUCAGAUAUCUGCUUAUGCACAGCAUGGGCAAGGAAGGGAAGCUGUGGAUUGCUUUGAGGCAAUGCAAGCAUUCGGGGUCAAACCUGAUCAAACUACCUUCACUACUCUUCUUUCUGCUUGCAGUCACACAGGAUUAGUUGAUGAUGGCAUUCAAAUUUUCAAUUCCAUGGUUAAUAGCUUCGAAAUUGUGCCUGGUGACGAUCAUUAUUCUUGUGUUGUUGAUCUUUUGAGUCGUGCUGGGCAUUUUGAUGAGGUGGAAAGAAUAAUAAACGAUACACAUUUUCAAGUUCAUUCCAAAGUUUGGUGGACAUUGUUUAGUGCUUGUGCAGCUCAUGGCAAUUCAAGGUUAGGUAGACUGGCUGCCCAGAAUCUGUUAGAAUCUGAGAACGAUGAGUCUUCAGUUUAUGUGGUUUUGUCAAAUAUUUAUGCAGCUGCUGGUGAAUGGGAAGAAGCAGCUAAUAUAAGAGAAUUGAUGCAGAACAAUGGGGUGAUGAAGCAACCUGGCUCCAGUUGGGUCAGUUUAUAAAACCAUGUUGUAGUUUAUUUGUGACACUAGAUGGCUAUGGAAGUGAAAGAUGCAUUCUCUACAGAAAUAGAGGGCUUGCAAAAAUGGGACAUCUAACGAGUGGUGCUUCUUCAUCGGUAGCUUCUAGCAAGCUGGCUCUGGUAAAUGGAUAUUAAAGCCAUGAGGAGGUAGUCAUCAUGAUGAUAGACUAAUUGCAGCCCCUCACUGCAAACGAAGGGGGUAGAAAGCCGGAUAUUGAACUAUUUGUUGCCAUACUCGAGAGCAUUCUUUUGUUGACAGCGUGAAAUGGACCCUUUGCUUUGCUCUGCUGUGUCAUCUAUUACCACUAAUGGACGCAAAGCCACUUCCGACGGCGUCCAAUAUACAUAAAUGAGUGGUGAAAAAGCAAUGUCAUUUUGCUAUGGGAAGUCUCUGAUUAACGAAAGAAAUCCAGUUUUCUACAUUGCAGAUUUGCAGCUGUUAAGUUUUAAGCUAUAAUUAGUUGUUUACAAGCGUCUAAUGAUAAGGCAAUGGCAGUUCUCCAAUUACUUGGUAAGCUUGUUAAGCCAAACUUCAUUAUCGUUUUAUCAUAUAUUUGAUUUGAUGUGCAGGGCUUUGCCUUAGACCACACGAGAUUGUACGCAAAGCAAAAUUUGGCAUAAUGACAUUUGCAAAAUCAAUCUCUCUCUACUUUUGUCUUUGAAAAGGAGUUCUGGUGCGAUGACGGUGAUGGAGAGGCUGAGGUGCACACGUGGCGGGACAUUCAUAACCGAUUAACUGUUUUAAAAAAAAAAAAA
Molecule: messenger RNA, 3242 nt
Organism: Tripterygium wilfordii
Lineage: Eukaryota; Viridiplantae; Streptophyta; Magnoliopsida; Celastrales; Celastraceae
Product: pentatricopeptide repeat-containing protein At3g49740
Exons: 1
Coding region: 223-2466 (747 amino acids)
Biological process (GO): RNA modification
Molecular function (GO): protein binding; RNA binding
Source: RefSeq, a predicted model, not a curated record